Messenger RNA from Alternaria incomplexa, 858 nucleotides. RefSeq lists its product as uncharacterized. The coding region runs from base 1 to 858 and encodes 285 amino acids. Lineage: Eukaryota; Fungi; Ascomycota; Dothideomycetes; Pleosporales; Pleosporaceae. The transcript is spliced from 2 exons. The record is from RefSeq and is a predicted model, not a curated record.
AUGGCUGCUCCACUAUCUCCCCACCCUGUCUACCACGACCCCAUCCCAACAUCCCGCCGUAACUCCAGUCGCAAGACCAUCUCCUGCCUCUCACGCACUCCCUCCAACGUCGAUGCUCCUCGCACUUUCUGCCCCAAGGACGGUGAUGCAUUCAGCUACGACCCCUCUCACCUCCGCCACUGGUACUGUCCCCAAGAGCUCUGGGACCAUCUUCCCAAGCAAGUCCAGUCCUGCCUCGGCGAUGUUCAGCAUGCGGGUGCCGCUGUUCUGACUGGCUUCGAGCGUCUCGACAAGCACCUCGACAACUUUGACGAUAGUCAAGUCGACCCCAGGGCCACUGGAGACGAGCUUCUGGUCCACCUCGACGAGCUUCCGCCUCCAAAAUUCCGCACAGUCAGCAACGCCAGCAGCGUCUUCCAGUCUGACACUUCUUCGCCUCUCACCAGCGCAUCAUCCGCUUCUCAGUCAGGGAGCGCCUCUCCUUCCACUCCAGCCUUCUCUGUUUCUCAGAUCAUGUGCCCUGGUUCACCCAUCUGCUUGGGUCCUUCGGAGCUCUCCCGCUCACGUGAGCGCUCCUUCUCUACGCCGCUUAGAUCGCACGACGCCAAGUACGCCGCGGAGCUGUCGCACCUACGUACCGAGGCCCUGCCGCGUCUACGUCACAAGUCUUACAAGGUCGAGACUGAGUGGCAGGAGGCCAAGCGUGUCCCGGGCGCCAUAUCUGCAGAUGACAUCAACGCCUUCGAGAAUUUCUGGGCCGAGAAGAAGUUGCUGAUCCUCAGUCUCAAUGAGCGGGGUAAGCGUCUUGCGAGUGCCGCUGGUCUUGCUACCACCGGACUCGGCUGGUGCGCCCCGUAG